CUUUAAGUAUGGCUAUUCCGCAGGACAGUUUUUUUUACUCGAGACUCAGUUUGUAUAAGCUCCUGAAAAGGACCGGCUGAAUCUCAAAGAAAGACGGUUCCUUUUGCGUCGAUCCCGAUCCAGAUUAUUUCUAUAUAUACAUACUAUUACCCCUUUUCAUUUUUCAUUUCAUUCACAAACACAAUCAGUCUUCUUCUUUAACUCAACUUCUAUCUUUCACGUCAACUGUGUUAAAAGGAGACAUGGAGAGAGAGUCAUACGAUCAGGCCAUUGCAGCACUGAGCAAGCUUCUCAGUGAACAAAGCAACCUUCAAGGUGUCGCUGCCGCGAAAAUCAAGCAGAUAACGGCCGAGCUAGAGACGGUCGGGUCGAAGGGGUUCAACCCGUAUACGAGGAUUCAAACCGGGUUCAAUCUGUUUAAGACACAGAAAUACGAGAAGAAUCCCGAUUUGUUUGGUCAACUUGCAAAAGGGCAGAGCCCUAAGUUUAUGGUAUUUGCUUGCUCCGACUCCCGAGUCUGCCCCUCGGUUAUUCUUAAUUUUGAACCAGGGGAGGCAUUCAUGGUUCGUAACAUUGCAAACAUGGUCCCACCUAAUGACAAGAUAAGAUACACCGGAGUGGGCGCGGCCAUUGAGUAUGCGGUGUUCCAUUUGAAGGUGGAGCAUAUUGUGGUUAUCGGGCACAGUUGCUGCGGUGGUAUAAAAGGCCUUAUGUCUAUCCCAGAUGACGGGACCACUACUAGUGAUUUCAUUGAAGACUGGGUGAAAAUCUGUUCACCUGCAAGGUCUAAGGUGAAACAAGAAUGCAAAGAUUUGAAAUUUGAGGAGCAGUGCAAAAACUGUGAAAAGGAGGCUGUGAAUGUAUCUUUAGGGAACCUGUUGACAUAUCCAUUUGUGAGAGACCGCGUGGCGAAGAAGAGCCUGACUUUGAAGGGAGCUUAUUAUGAUUUUGUCAAAGGAAGUUUCGAGCUCUGGGAUCUUGACUUCAAAUUUACACCAACUGCUGCUGCAUAAGCAUUCAGCAUUGGAGUCUCUGCCUAAAUUACUUCAUAUCUUGCAAUGCUCAUUGUAGCUGCCCUCAUGAAUAAUGUUAUGCAAAAAAUAAGAUAGUAGCUGGCGUGUCUUCGCCUUGAAUAAUUGCAUGAUUUUCCCCUUUCAAAUGUAAUUUUGCAUUCAUUCCUUUUAUUCAGACUUCAGUUACUUGUUCGACUAUUUGAGA
Messenger RNA from Mangifera indica (mango), 1218 nucleotides. RefSeq names its product carbonic anhydrase 2-like. The coding region runs from base 243 to 1013 and encodes 256 amino acids. Gene Ontology annotation, molecular function: zinc ion binding; carbonate dehydratase activity. The record is from RefSeq and is a predicted model, not a curated record. Lineage: Eukaryota; Viridiplantae; Streptophyta; Magnoliopsida; Sapindales; Anacardiaceae. The transcript has 9 exons. Gene Ontology annotation, biological process: carbon utilization.